Brassica napus (rape) is the source of this 2108-nucleotide messenger RNA. RefSeq lists its product as uncharacterized. The transcript is spliced from 7 exons. The record is from RefSeq and is a predicted model, not a curated record. Bases 156 to 467 code for a protein of 103 amino acids. NCBI's taxonomy places the organism in Eukaryota, Viridiplantae, Streptophyta, Magnoliopsida, Brassicales, Brassicaceae.
UGUGAUGUAUUGGUAUCUUAUGUGCGUGUGAGCAUAUAUAUAUAUAUAUAACCUAUAAACACAUAUCUUAUCUCACCAGUCACCAUCUUCCUCCUCUUCUUUCCCUCUCUUAAGGACGAAGAAGAAAUCUGAAGAAGGCAAAAGGUUCGAGGGAGAUGGCGACGGCGACGGAAAACAACAGAGCGGACGACAUCGUAUGUUCUCAGGAACGAGAGUCUACCUGUGGUGCAAACAAAUAUGGAGGUCUUGUGCCAAAGAAAAAGCCUCUCAUUUCGCAGCCCAAACGUGCCUUUUUUGAUUCUGCAGACUGGGUUCUGCACAAGCAACAAGCAAGUGCAGAUGAGAGAACUUUAGAGGCAAUAGAAAGCUUAAGACCCAAACUAGUGAGGACGCCUCACAAGCAACUUCCCCCAAGGGGACCUACCUUUUUAACUGGACAAGAGAAUCUGACAUAUUCGAGCUUUUAGGGCAAACAGGCGUGGAAAUGGAGAGUGGUUGGUUUGGUGUUAGCCUACUCGCGUGCUUCAUGUUUCCAUAAAAUAAAACUUUUAUUCAGAAUAAAUGUAUAACUGCUUGAUCGUUUCUUUAAAUGGUUCAGACAAUCGUUGCUGCUUCUUUGUUUUUCUUUCCUAAUAUAUAAACCUUGUUUGGGGGCAUUUUAGUUUUCUUGAAACAAAAAGAAUUCUAAAUCAAAAUUUGAUGAAAUUUUGAGUUUAUCUAAAGAUAAAUGAUUUCUCUAAGAAAAAAACUAAAUAAAAUGAUUGCAGAUUACUCUUACUCAGGUGAUAAAGUCCACUCAAGCACUUCAGGCAGCAUAGAAGUUCGAACCAUUUAAAAUAUGGACUCCAAAAAGAGAUAACUGUUUAACGCGAUGUCUCUGUCUCUCUCUCAUCUCUCUUUCUCUCCCGAAAGGACAAUUCGGUUUGAUUUCGAAACUUCCACCACCGGAAUCGCCGCCAUCUCAGUCGCUUCACCGCCUCCUUCGUCCCGACCUUCCUCCCCAACGCCUCCUCCGUCCCGAUCAAUCUCUGAAGCUCUUGAUAUCCUCUUCUCAGGGGCACACGUUAGGCUGAGCACGGACUGGUUUGUUCUCUUAUUACAAAGCAAUAAAUAUUUUUUGUUAGAUCAUCUUUGAGUUUUGUAAUGAUCGUUUCUUAUCAAACCUCAAGGUGAAUUGUGGAGCCGACCUUGCUAUUUUGUUGUUUGGUGUGGUAGUUAAAUCAAUUAACGCAUUGUCUCUACCCACUUGGGCUGUUCAUGUUUCCAGCGUUGUCGAAUGGUUCCUCUCCCUUCUUCCUUGAUUUAAUUGAUUCAACUCUCAUCUUAGAAAAGUUUUGAACUUUUGAUCUAUAGUGAUGCGAGAUAGUAGUUUAUGUUGUGGGUUUCUCUAGUUCUUGAUAUCUGUUCAGAAAGAAAGGGUUAUGAGUCAUCUCAUGGGGAAUGGUUGACUUUAGAAGAGAGUUUUGUUGAAUCUAAGAAGCAAAUAUGUCUUUGUAAGAAUAUUGAUAUGCAAACUGUUUGGUAUACUUCUGGUUCAUAUGAGAUUAAAGAUGUGUUGAUUUUGUUUUGAUAGGCAGAGAGAUAUACGUAUGGGGAGAGGAUUCUAGGAUCAAGCUCUGAGUAUUUGCAGAGCAAUGCAAGACUAAGAAGAAACUCAAGGUUGUUUUGUUUCCUUUCCUUCACCGGGUGAACUUGUCUUUUCUUGUCUCUUUCUGUUUGAGACUUUCUCAGACCAGCCAUUAAGUAAAACUAGUUCGUGUUUUGCUUCAAACGAUCAGGGACACUGGGCUAGAAUCUCUGAACCAGUUAGGGGUAGGCUCUUAUACAAGCCUCCCAUCUAUGAUAUCAAUGCGCCAGACUUGUACAUUCCCUUUAUGGCAUUUGGUACGUACGUUGUUCUUGCUGGUCUUUCACUGGAACUUAAUGGAAAGUAAGUUCUUGUGACCAUAUGCAUCUCUCUCAGCGUUUUGAGUCUUAGGGGUUCAGUGAUUGAUGGACACUGAAGAUUUUUAACCUGAAUUCAUGUAGGUCUUCUUAUUGGUACUUUGUAGCAGAAGUUUGAACAUUAUUGACAUUGUAUGUGGUAAAGAUUCAUGUUUUAUAAACAA